Lolium rigidum is the source of this 1378-nucleotide messenger RNA. RefSeq names its product pyruvate dehydrogenase E1 component subunit alpha-3, chloroplastic. Gene Ontology annotation, biological process: pyruvate decarboxylation to acetyl-CoA. NCBI's taxonomy places the organism in Eukaryota, Viridiplantae, Streptophyta, Magnoliopsida, Poales, Poaceae. Gene Ontology annotation, molecular function: pyruvate dehydrogenase (acetyl-transferring) activity. The record is from RefSeq and is a predicted model, not a curated record. The transcript has 2 exons. Gene Ontology annotation, cellular component: intracellular membrane-bounded organelle. The coding region runs from base 16 to 1086 and encodes 356 amino acids.
AAAGUCUCUCGCUGUAUGCAGGCAGUGACACGGGAAGAGGCACUGGAGCUGUACGAGGACAUGGUUCUCGGCCGUAACUUUGAGGACAUGUGCGCGCAGAUGUACUACCGCGGCAAGAUGUUUGGUUUCGUGCAUCUCUACAAUGGCCAGGAAGCCGUCUCCACCGGCUUCAUCAAGCUGCUCAACCAGCCAGACUGUGUCGUUAGCACGUACCGUGACCACGUCCACGCGCUGUCCAAGGGUGUCCCGGCCCGUUCCGUCAUGGCCGAGCUCUUCGGCAAGGCCACCGGCUGCUGCCGUGGGCAGGGUGGGUCCAUGCACAUGUUCUCUGAACCCCACAAUGUGCUUGGGGGUUUCGCUUUCAUUGGAGAAGGCAUCCCCGUCGCCACUGGUGCCGCCUUUGCUGCAAAGUACCGCCAUGAGGUGCUCAAGCAGUCUAGCCCUGAUGGCCUCGAUGUCACAAUUGCAUUCUUUGGAGAUGGUACCGCAAACAACGGCCAGUUCUUUGAGUGCCUCAACAUGGCUCAGCUCUGGAAGCUUCCUAUUAUCUUUGUUGUGGAAAACAACCUAUGGGCCAUCGGGAUGUCACACCUUAGGGCCACUUCGGAUCCUGAGAUCUGGAAAAAGGGCCCGGCAUUUGGAAUGCCUGGGGUACAUGUUGAUGGGAUGGAUGUCCUCAAGGUCAGGGAGGUGGCAAAGGAGGCAAUUGACAGGGCAAGAAGAGGUGAAGGACCAACUCUAGUGGAAGCUGAAACUUACCGGUUCCGAGGUCACUCUCUUGCUGAUCCAGAUGAACUCAGGAGGCCUGAUGAGAAAUCCCACUACGCGGCAAGGGACCCCAUCACGCAGCUGAAGAAGUACAUCAUCGAGCAGAACCUUGCUUCCGAGGCUGAGCUGAAGAGCAUCGAGAAGAGGAUCGACGAUGUGGUGGAGGAGGCCGUGGAGUUCGCGGACGCCAGCCCGCUCCCUCCCCGGAGCCAGCUGCUGGAGAACGUGUUUGCCGAUCCCAAGGGCUUUGGCAUUGGCCCCGAUGGCAAGUACCGGUGCGAGGACCCCAAGUUUACCCAAGGCACCGCUCAGGUCUAGCUGCCGUGGAAGCAAUGUUCGGUCAUGUUCACCUUCUGUACCGCCCCUGUUUAGCUACUACCCCUAGUUUUGUUAAACCUGCCGUCCGUCGAUUUCUUUUGUUUGUAGAUGUGGUAUGUUGCUGUGUAACGCUGUAAUUCCUUGCUCUGCCAGCUCACUUUUUGAGCCGUUUUUACCCCAAAAAAUGUUACCCAGUCCAGUUGCUCUACAGUAACUCUACAUCUAGCCUGGUUUGUAGUAAUUGGUACAGUAUUUAUAUUGAAAGGGUUGCGAAAACAUAUGUUUGUUGGAA